Messenger RNA from Scheffersomyces coipomensis, 1962 nucleotides. RefSeq names its product triacylglycerol lipase. The record is from RefSeq and is a predicted model, not a curated record. Gene Ontology annotation, biological process: 7-methylguanosine mRNA capping; protein dephosphorylation. Gene Ontology annotation, molecular function: mRNA guanylyltransferase activity; protein tyrosine/serine/threonine phosphatase activity. The coding region runs from base 1 to 1962 and encodes 653 amino acids. The transcript has a single exon. Lineage: Eukaryota; Fungi; Ascomycota; Pichiomycetes; Serinales; Debaryomycetaceae.
AUGCUGUCUGAAGAUGAUUCUCAAGAACUCUUAGCAGUUGAAGCCUCAGGUUCAAUUUCACAAUCUUCAUCAAAUGAUAAGUUAUUGAAAUUAGCAAUUGCUCAAUAUGAAAACACCAAUACAUUACCUAAAAAGAUCUGGGAGUAUAUUAAAACUCAAUUUUUAGGUCAAACCAAUGAAUUAGAAAAAUAUGUCUUGGAGUCAGAACCAAGUGAUUGUUCAUUGGUUGCUAAGUAUUCCCAAGUUACAGACAUUGAUUUAAGUAAACAACCAGGCUUAACUAUUGAUUCAGUCACUUUAAGUACUUUACACAUCCCUCAUCCAUUAGAAAGUUUUUUAAGAAAUGAAGCUAAUCAAAUUCCCGAAGAUAAUUUGGAUUUACUGAAGGAAUUACAAGAAUCUCCUAUCAUUGUUUUCAUUCAUGGUUUAGGAGGUCAAAUGUCUCAAUUUGAACCAUUAAUGGCAUUAUUAUCACAAUGUCUGGAGAUUAUUUCUUUAGAUUUACCUGGAUUUGGUAAUUCCAAAAUCAAAUUUCUUGAUGAUAGAAAAUUAAUUACUAGAUUCACUGAUGAAGAAAAACAUCGAAUUUCAUCCAGUGUACUUAAAAUGGCUUGGGAUGAUUUUACUACUGAUAACAUUGCUACUAUAGUCUAUGAAUUUAUUAUUCAAAAUAUCGCUAAGGAUAAAAAAGUUAUAUUAAUAGGUCAUUCAUUAGGGACAAAUUUAGCCAUUAGAGUAGGUAGAAAAUUACCUAAACAAACCGUAGAAGGUUUAGUUUUAUUGUCACCAAUUCCACCGGAAGAUGAUAUCACGGGAAAAGAUACAUCUCAGCUCACAAGACCAGGACUUAUGAGCUUUGUGAAAGUUAUCCAAAAUGUACCUUGGUUAUUCAAUGCAUUCAGAGUAUGGCAUAGAUUAGAAGGAUUAGAAAGUCCUAGUGUUACUAGACAAUUAAUUAAAUUCAACUCAAUUAAAUCAAAUAUAUACAAUAAAAUGCGUCAAUUCAGAUGGAAUAUGGAUGUUAAUACUUAUACAUUCUUAAGAUAUGUGAAUGGGUUAAAAAGAGAUAAAUUCUCAGGUUUGAUAACUACUAUACGUCAAUUCAACGAUAAUCCAAAUGAUAAGACGGUAUAUGAAAAGACAUUGUUGAUUGGUGGUACUGAUGAUAAUGCAACUCCAGUUAAAAUUAUUCAUGGAAUUGAUAAGGUGUUAACCAAAGUGUUUAAAAGACAAGUAUCAAAAGCAAUUGAAAUCAAUGGGGUUGGUCAUUCCCUACUUUUAAGUAAACCAGAAUUCAUCAGUGGAAUAAUUUUAAAUCAUCUUGAACAAAAACUCCCUGAAAGACUUCAUAUAUCUCCAGCUUGGGUGUUAAAAGUUAAAGCCACGAUUUCAGGUGAUAAAUGGGGAUUAAAAAAUGAAAAGAAAUGGAAGGAAUUAAAGCCAAUCUCCACAAAUAUAACUAGAAAGAGAGGAAGUGAUAUUUCUCCAUUAUUAGGAAUGAAAACAUUAAGAGAAGAUGACGAAGUUCAUUCACCAAAGAAAGUUGAAAAUAUAUUUUAUGGAGCAGAUGCUAAUAAUAGAACGGAUGAUCUACCAAAGGGGAAUCUAAUAGCUAUAGUUGAUAUAUCCCACGACAUACCACCAUACAGUCCAAAAUCAUUUGAGGUUAUAAAAUAUUAUAAAUGCGCCACGGUGUCCAAAGUGGUACCCGAUCAAGUAGCUAUAAGAAGAUUUAUUCAUUUAAUUGAUGAUAUCUUGGCAAACAAUGAAAGUGAGAAUCCAUUAGUUGCGGUACAUUGUCAUUAUGGAUUUAAUAGAACUGGAUUUUUGAUUUGUUGUUAUUUAAUUGAGAAGUUGGGUUGGACAGUUCAUGAAGCUGUAGAAGGAUUCAAAGAGGCAAAACCUCCUGGUAUAAAGCAUCCUCAUUUCAUUGAUGCUCUUUAUGUGAGAUACGAAAGUUAG